GCCACUCCUCACUCAGAUAUUCCAGCUACACAAAGCCCACAGUUCUCCUCGAUCAUACCAUGUCGAACCAUUUUUAUAACGGAUCGUCUGAUUCCUCCACUGCACCAGUAUCUCACUUUCAGGUUGCCCAUUCUCCCGAAGAGAUGUUCCAGUGUAUGUGGGGUUAUCCGCACGGGUUGCACUGCAACUACUUGAUUCGUGGCAUCAAUCUGUCUGCUCACUUACAUGACAUUCACGGAAUUCACGGGAAAGGGAGCGCACGCGCCGAGUGCAAAUGGGAACACUGUGGUCAGGAGUUCAACAUUGAGAGCCUCUACCAGCAUGUGGAAGAGAUCCAUAUGGGGAUUGUAUACUUCUGCGACUGCGGGAGCAAGUUCCUGCGCAGGGACACUCUUAGUAGUCAUAAGGAGAAUUGCUCGGGUCAGCAGCGCGUGGAUGGGGGGCAUUUCAACAUGGACAAACGCCAGGACAUUCCCAGAUGAUGGUUACUUUAACUCGUUUUGUCGUACUUAUUCACUGUCAUGUCUGCGGUUAGUGCUUCUACGGACUUAUGAUUCGAUGUAACAUACCAGCACCAAUGUCUUGUCUACACGUUUAUUUACUCCUG
Molecule: messenger RNA, 607 nt
Organism: Suillus subalutaceus
Lineage: Eukaryota; Fungi; Basidiomycota; Agaricomycetes; Boletales; Suillaceae
Exons: 2
Coding region: 60-482 (140 amino acids)
Source: RefSeq, a predicted model, not a curated record